ACCCUGGUGUGCGUCCACCAGACCCGGGUGUGUGUCUACCAGGCCCUGGUGUGCAUCCACCAGACCCCAGUGUGCGUCUACCAGGCCCUGGGUACGCGUCCACCAGACCCCGGUACCCGGGUGUGUGUCCACCAGACCCGGGUGUGCAUCCACCAGACCCUGGUGUGUGUCCACCAGACCCCAGUGUGCGUCUACCAGACCUGGGUGUGCGUCCACCAGACCCCGGUGUGCGUCUACCAGGCCCUGGGUGUACCCUGGGUGUGCAUCCACCAGACCCGGGUGUGCGUCUACCAGGCCCUGGGUGUGCGUCCACCAGACCUGGGUGUGCGUCCACCAGACCCCAGUACCCCGGUGUGCGUCCACCAGACCCCGGUGUGCGUCCACCAGGUGGGCUGUUUGACGUUGCUCAGGCCUUUAGAAGAAGUAGGCAUUGAGAAUAAAGGCCAAGAGCGCAGCCGCAGCCGGGCCGCCUGCCCCCCAGCUCUGAUGCUGCACCCAGCGCCCGAGAGGAAGAGCCUGCCCACGGACAGCGACGAGAAGGGGCCUCCUUCCAUCCUGGUGCAAGGAGAGGACAGCACGGCGAGAGGCACCAGACCUGUGGCCUCCACCCCGGUGCCCGGCUCCCCCUGGUGUGUGGUCUGGACGGGCGACGACCGAGUGUUCUUCUUCAACCCCACCAUGCAGCUGUCCGUCUGGGAGAAGCCCGUGGACCUGAGGGACCGCGGGGACCUCAAUAGGAUCCUUGAGGACCCGCCCCACAAGCGCAAGCUGGAGGCGUCAGCAGCCGAUAGCAGCGAUGGGUCCAGCUCCGAAGACGGCAGGGACGGCCAGAAUGUGAAAACCAAGAGGAACCGGACUGAAGGCCGCGGGAGCCUGGGGCUAGAGGAGGCGGAGCCAGAGGACAGAGGCCCGAGGACGCCGCCCCCCCAGAUCCCCCUGGAGGAGCGCGUGACGCACUUCCGAGACAUGCUCCUGGAGAGAGGGGUGUCAGCGUUUUCUACCUGGGAGAAGGAAUUGCAUAAAAUUGUGUUUGACCCCCGCUAUCUCCUGCUGAACUCAGAGGAACGAAAACAGAUUUUCGAACAGUUCGUCAAGACAAGAAUAAAAGAAGAGUACAAGGAGAAGAAAAGCAAACUGCUGCUGGCCAGAGAGGAGUUCAGGAAGCUGCUGGAGGAAUCGGAAGUGUCACCGAGGACCACAUUCAAGGAGUUUGCCGAGAAGCACGGCCGCGAUCAGCGGUUCCGCCUGGUUCCCAAGAGGAAGGACCAGGAGCACUUCUUCAACCAGUUCAUCCUGGUCCUCAAGAAAAGGGACAAGGAGAACAGACUGCGGCUGCGCAAGAUGAGAUGAGUGCGUGCCGGCGCUGGGUUGCCGGGCGGACGCCGAGUCGCCGGGGCAGGGCGGGCCGGCGUGGCCUGGCGGGACUACUGUUUCAUAUUGAAGCUCUCUCUUUUGUACGAUGUUCGCAGUUGGAUGCAGUUUCAGUCGCCAUGAUACGUCGAUCCGAUUGUUUUAAUUAUGCAAAUCACUUGUAGUCUACAGGAGCGACAGAUCCAUGCAGACUUGCGGCUGAGCCGGACGAGCGCCGUGUGCACGACCUCAAGGCAGUUCUAUCACCCACGACUCAGCCAGCAUUUCCUGAGAACCCCGGGGCUCUGUCUCCUUGUCUGAGCAGUAGCAAUAGGGCACUCAUCACUCACCAUCCUGGCAGUGUGGGCGUGGGCACAGGGGCCACGGAUCACUGACAGGUGUUACUCACCAUCCUGAUGGCUGUGGGCGUGGGCACAGGGGCCGUGGAUCACUGACAGGUGUCACUCACCAUCCUGGCGGCUGUGGGCAUAGACACAGGGGCCGUGGGUCACUGACAGGUGUCACUCACCAUCCUGAUGGCUGUGGGCAUGGACACAGGGGCUGUGGGUCACUGACAGGUGUCACUCACCAUCCUGAUGGCUGUGGGCGUGGGCACAGGGGCCGUGGAUCACUGACAGGUGUCAUUCAUCAUCCCGAUGGCUGUGGGCAUGGACACAGGGGCCGUGGAUCACUGACAGGUGUCACUCACCACCCUGAUGGCUGUGGGCAUGGACACAGGGGCCGUGGGUCACUGACAGGUGUCACUCACCAUCCUAGUGGCUGUGGGAGUAGACACAGGGGCCACGGAUCACUGACAGGUGUCACUCACCAUCCUGGCAGUGUGGGUGUAGACACAGGGACUGUGGAUCACUGACAGGUGUCACUCACCAUCCUGAUGGCUGUGGGCGUGGGCACAGGGGCCGUGGGUCACUGACAGGUGUCACUCACCAUCCUGGCGGCUGUGGGCGUAGACACAGGGGCCGUGGGUCACUGACAGGUGUCACUCACCAUCCUGAUGGCUGUGGGCAUGGACACAGGGGCCGUGGAUCACUGAUAGGUGUCACUCACCAUCCUGAUGGCUGUGGGCAUGGACACAGGGGCCACGGAUCACUGACAGGUGUCACUCACCAUCCUAGUGGCUGUGGGUGUAGACACAGGGACUGUGGAUCACUGACAGGUGUCACUCACCAUCCUGAUGGCUGUGGGCGUGGGCACAGGGGCCGUGGGUCACUGACAGGUGUCACUCACCAUCCUGAUGGCUGUGGGCGUGGGCACAGGGGCCACGGAUCACCGGCAGUGCCCAGGGGUCUCUGCUGUUCCCCCACUGAGGGUGUCCAGGAGGAAGCCACAGUGGCCGCCAGAGGUCCCUGUGACAAAGGAGCUAUUUUGUACAAAUCAUCAUAUUAAUAUUUGAGUUAUUUUUAUUGUAUGCCCAGAGUUUGCAUGAGAUUUUUCUCAUCAUCUUUGUAUAAAAGAUUUUAGAUUUUUUUUAAUUAAUAAAUAUUUUAAACCAGCAUUUUGUGACUAAGACUCCCAUCAAAAUCUAAGAGGCAGAAUCAGACGGCGGUUCCUGGAGGUUGAGGAAGGCGCUGCGGCCGUGCCCGCGGAGCCCCGGCAGUGCCACGGCGCCCGGGCGAGGAGGGUGGAGGUGAACUGUCUUUGGUGCCACACGGCUUGAAAUCUAUGAGUAGUUUCCCCAGUGCACAUCUCCCACGGACUGUGUGAAGACCCUCGUAUAUAGAUUGAAAAAAAAAAUUUUAUCCAAGUAAGUUUCUUUGAAUUCUGUUUUUCUGAGAAUGCGUUGAGGUCCCCUCGGCUUCGAGAGCCGGAGUGGAAGAGCGCGGGUGAGACCCCUGCCGAGCUCGGGCUUCCGGGCCGCAGCGUCCUGUCCUGCCCUCGGCCCGUACCUGGUGCCCUCGGGAGAUGCCCCCGCACAGCCGCCACCCCUGGCUGGGCUGCACUCGCGUCACGGCUGGGACUCCUGUCUGCUGCUUUCUCCUGUGCUGGGGCCACGCGUUCUGCAUUCCCUGGUGGGAGCCGGGCCUCCGCAGGGCGAGGGGCUGGGGCUCGCUGCACUGCCGUCUGUUCCCGAGACCCCUCCCCGCCCGGUGCCACUCGUGCCCUCCCCACUGCCUGUGCGACAGGGCUCUGGUAAAA
Molecule: messenger RNA, 3507 nt
Organism: Oryctolagus cuniculus (rabbit)
Lineage: Eukaryota; Metazoa; Chordata; Mammalia; Lagomorpha; Leporidae
Source: RefSeq, a predicted model, not a curated record